AUGGCUUACCUCGCUCCACUCGAGGAUGCCAAGACUCUCAAGGAGACGAUGACGAAGAUGGUCGGUGGGGAUACUGCGCUUGAUGAUCGUGCCGGCACUAUGAAUAAAAUCUUUGCCGUGAUCCCGAAACUCCCACAAGAUUCUGAAUUAUCUAAGACGAUGAACGACUACCUAAUCACUAUGCUUUACAACUCGCUUCCUCACCCUCCAACUAGCUAUGUUGGUGAAGACCGUUUCCGCAAGGCCGAUGGGAGCCGAAACAACGUGAACAUGCCCGAUCUUGGCCGUGCCGGAACUACUUAUGCUCGUAAUGUCCAAGGACGCCGACUACAGCCACCAACCUACCUUCCACCCACCUCCAUGGUUUACGACGAACUUCUGAAAGCAACUGGGUCUCGAGAUUCUCACCCGGGAGGGAACUCGUCUAUGACCUUUGCUUUUGCUUCGCUCGUAACCCAUUCCUUGUUCCGUACCGACCCAUCUGAUUGGGGCAAGAAUAACACAUCGUCCUACCUCGACCUUUCGCCAUUGUAUGGCUCCAACGAGGCCGAGCAAGACCUUGUUCGAGUCAAGGAUGGUCGUGGGCUGUUGCAUCCGGAUACCUUUUCAGAGGGGCGCUUAGUUUUCCUUCCUCCUGCCUCAGGUGCACUAUUGGUGAUUUGGAAUCGAAACCACAACUACAUCGCCAACAACAUCUUAAAAAUUAACGAACAGAAGCGUUGGAGCGAUCCCCCACCUGAGGACCCCGCGAAGCGUGCUCAACAAGACAAAGAAAUUUUCGAGACCGCUCGACUGAUCAAUUGCGGUUCAUUCAUGUCUGUAAUCUUUGGAGAUUAUGUUGCGGGCUUCCUUGGUCUCGGGCGCGAAGGAAGUAGUUGGAGCAUGCAGCCGUUUGAUCCGAUUAAGGGAUCUGAAGGUGAAGUUGAACGUGGAGAAGGAAACCAUUGCUCGGUUGAGUUCAACGUUCUUUACCGGUGGCAUGCGGUCACAUCCGAGGCCGAUGAGAAAUGGACCAGUGAUAUCUUCGAUAAGAUAUUCAGUAAAAAGUCUAGUGAACUCGAGCUCUCUGACUUCUACGAAGCGCUCGGAAGACUCCGAAACGGGGACGUUGACGAAUCUCUUCGUGUAGAUGCGGAUCCCAGGAAACGUAAUUUCGGUGGUAUCAAGCGCGGACCCGGCGGUCGUUUCUCUGACGGAGAUCUUGCCAAGAUUCUCCACAACUCUACCGAGAGCGUCGCACGCCGCUAUGGUGCACGCGGCUCGCCCGAGGUUCUGAGAAUUAUUGAGAUUAUGGGUAUGGAACAGGCUCGUAAAUGGGGCGUGUGCACCAUGAACGAAUUCAGAAAGUAUCUCGGCUUGAAGACGUUCAAGUCCUUCGAGGAGUGGAACUCAGAUCCUGUCAUUGCCAAUGCCGCAAGGAAGCUAUAUAAGAACAUUGAUGACCUCGAGCUCUACCCCGGUCUUCAUGCCGAAGAAUGUAUGAAAUUGGGCCCUGGUUCCGGAUUGUGUGCCGGUUACACCAUCACUCGUGGCAUCCUUUCCGACGCUAUCUGCCUCGUUCGCGGGGACCGUUUCUUUACGACCGAUUUCACUCCUGAACGACUCACCAGCUGGGGCUUUGAGGACGUCAAACGUGACCCCAACAAUGGUGCAUUUGGUGCAUACCUUCCAAAGUUACUGUUGAGGACUCUCCCUCGUCAUUAUACCUAUAAUUCGGUCUACGGCCUCUUCCCGUUCUUCACCCCGGAGACAACCAAGCAAAACCUGACGAAGCUCAAGGUAGCGGACCAGUAUGACUUCAAACGUCCCAGCGAGGCGCCCAUCCCCAAGCCAUUGAACAACUUCACAGCAAUCAAACAUGUCUCCAAUGAUAUUGUCAAGUACAAGGUGCCUUACGGACCAGAUAUGAAAUAUCUUACGUACGACCGGGGCAUGUUCUUGAUAUUUGACGAGCAGCCUCUCCACGAUAACGAUCGACAGCUGGCAUUCCACGCACUAUUCCCAAGCAACGACGUCGUUAAGAGUCAUGUCGAUUAUUAUAGCAAGAAGAUCAAAGAGCUGAUUGCCUGCAGGUCGUCCAAGUAUGACAAUAUCCCUGGUACAUUUGUCGACAUCAUAGAUGUAAUCAAUAAAGCGGCAGUUCACUGGGCGUCAGAAAAUCUGUGUGGCAUUAUUCCCAAGUAUGAGAAGAAUCCGAAUGGAGAGAUUUCGGACGAAGCCUUGUAUCAAAAGUUUGCGAUCCUAUUCUCUUGUGUCUUCCGUAACACUGAACCAUAUUUGGGAUGGGCGCUGCGCAGAGGGGCGAAGGCUGCCUCGGAUGAAAUUAACGGCAAGAUCAAGGCCAACCUGGAGCGUAUUCAAACUCCUCCAAUCGCGGGUCCUAUCUUCCUAGGAAUAAAAUCUGCCUUGGAAACCGCAACUGGGCAGACGCGCCCAAGCGACAAAUUCCACAAGGCGCUUUUGGAAAGCAAGAAGACUGUCAACGACCUGACUGCAAUGGUUCUCGGAUUGUGUGUUGGUUCGAGUGUGAACUUUGCACAGGCUACCGCCCAGAUGGUUGAGUUCUAUAUGGAUGAUGCCCAUAAGAAAGAGAGAGAACACAUCUUCCAACUCGCUUCUAAGAACGACGAUGAGAGUACACAACUCCUGGCUGGGUACUAUCGCGAAGCUGCUCGCCUAAAUCCUCAAUUCCCUGCCUUGGUUCGUAUCGCAGUUGCGCAAGACGAGAUUCCGCAGUCCGGAGGCAAACCCGCAAUCUCCGUGAAGCCAGGCGACCGUCUAUUCUGCUCAUAUCGAAACGCCCACCUUGAUCCCGAACUCUUCCCAAACCCUGAGAAAGUAGAUCCCCGUAGACCAAAGGAGAACUACGCCGUUCAGGCUACAGGUACCCACGGUUGCCCUGGUAUGGACUUUUCAGAGCAAUCAAUCCCGGCGAUUAUGCGGGCAGUGUUUGGCCUUAAGAAUCUCCGACCGGCUCCAGGCGUGUUGGGCACUCUCGAGUCUUUCGACUCUUCCUUACUUGGAACAAAGAUCCGGACAUAUAUUGAUGAAAAAGGAUGCCCCUCGCCUUGGCCAACGUCGCUCGUUCUUGUGUAUGAUUCUUAA
Messenger RNA from Rhizoctonia solani, 3105 nucleotides. Its product is annotated as heme peroxidase. NCBI's taxonomy places the organism in Eukaryota, Fungi, Basidiomycota, Agaricomycetes, Cantharellales, Ceratobasidiaceae. Gene Ontology annotation, biological process: response to oxidative stress. The record is from RefSeq and is a predicted model, not a curated record. Gene Ontology annotation, molecular function: peroxidase activity; heme binding; iron ion binding. The transcript is spliced from 17 exons. The coding region runs from base 1 to 3105 and encodes 1034 amino acids.